AUGACUGGAUCCUCUGGCUCGAUUCCCUGGUCCUCGACUCUGGGCAUGACAAACAACAGAGAAAACGCUGUAGACAUCUCUCCCGCCUUCUUUAAGGACGCCAGAGAGAAAUUUGGUAGAGGGGAACGGAUCAUGAUGAAGACCCUCGAUAUUGAGAAGAUGCCUGUAGAUCAAGGCUUUAAAAAGGAGGCCUUUGAUCUCGUUAUUGCCAGCAAUCUUUUGAAGCCCGGAGGGAAGCUUAUACUCGUUGAGGGUACCAGUUCCAACCUACUUAGGACCUCUUUCAUCUUCGGCUGCUUGCCGGGAUGGUGGCUAUCAACUGAGGCGUAUCGCGAGUGGGGACCACUGGUCCCUUUGGACAGGUGGGAUAAGCUGCUCCAGGAUAGCCAUUUCACCGGAGCGGAUUUCCUUCUGGACGGCCCAGACAAGGCAAAUUCAUUGAGUAGCGCGGUAAUCUCAACUGCGUGCCCUCUCCCUCGGUCUAACAGCGACAUGCCAACAUCGUCGAACAUUCUCAUCCUGAGGAGAGAGAGCUCGGUUUUGCAGCAGUUUUUAGCUACCUCAAUACGCGACUUACUACAAGAGUCGGAACUGCCUGUCAGCAUCAUGGAUGCUUCUGAACUACACGAGGUUCCCAAGGGAGCUACUACCAUGACUACUGUGGCAAUGGCCAAUAAGCUGCUUUGGGUGACACGGAGACACAAUAGCCCAAAACCAGAUUCGUUGGAGCAGGACGCUGUGCUUGGCCUUGCACACUCCCUUAUGUCAGAGAACGAGGGCCUCAAUAUCGUGACCCUAGGACUGGAAGAUCUCGAAAUGACUUCCCGCCCAGCACAGCAUAUCCGGGCAGUGUUGCAACACUAUUUCUGUGUCGACACCUCCUUACUGAGCAUAAAUGGCGAGGAGAUCUUUGAUAUCAGUGGCCGCCUGUGCUUAAGUCGUGUCUUGCCGGCAGAAAAAAUAGCGAAAGAGAUCUGGAGCAUGCAGCAAUCCAAGGCCCAUAUGGAUAACGAUGUGCGCAGCCUUGGGAACAAUGAAAUUGAUAUCCAGAUACGCGCAGCUACGGUUACACCAAAAAUUACCACUGGCCAACCUUCUUUGGGCCAGGAGAUGAACGGCACCAUCACCCAGAUUGGGUCAGACGUGCAAGGCACCUUUCAGGUUGGCGAUCCCGUUGCUGCUAUCGUACCGCAUUGUGGCACAGCAUCAAUCAAAGAUCUGAUUCAGUGCCCGGUUGGUCUCGCCCAUAAGAUCCCCGACGAAUUGUACAAAAAGGGAGAAAUUGUUCUGCCACUCGACUUGCUGAUAGCAUACGACUCGCUGCACAUUUGCGCGCGGCUACAGGCAGGGGAUCCGAUAAUCAUCCAUGACGGGGCUAGUUCACUCAGUCAAGCCGCGAUUCAACUCGCUCAGUUCCUGGGUGCAGAGAUUUUCGAAGCUAUAGCGGAUAUGUACUCUAUUCCCGCUUCGCACAGAUUUCCACAACAAGGCCCUAUGCUGACGAUGGGAAUCAAACGCCUAACCCACGGUCGAGGCGCGGAUGUCAUGUUCACCCCAUUAAUUGCGAAGGAAUCAGAUCAAACAGCAUGGGUCUGCUUGAAAGAGUAUGGCCGAGUUAUUGAGGUGGUCGACAAGUAUGCACGUACUUCCUCCGGAGCUAUACCUCCCCGGCCUCGACUGUUCAAUCGAAGCAUCAUGUCUGCCCGACUGGAUAUUCCGACGCUUCUUCACGACGCAGAGAAAAUUGCAACUAUCUUGCCUGAGGUCAUGCGUCUGAUAGAGCAUAAAUCAGUGGUUCCUGUACAGCCUGUCAGAGUACUCACCUUCUCUGAGUUUGAGAAAUCCGGUGGUGUGAAGGCUGUCGAGCAAACUCGAUCAGCCAAGGCUUGUAUUUCCUUCGACUUGAACAACCUUGCCGCAUCUAAGCCGCAACUAUUUGACUCAACAUCGACAUACCUCAUUGCCGGGGGCUUGGGUGGUCUUGGAAGAAGCAUAGCCAAAUGGAUGAUUUCCAAUGGGGCCCGAUAUCUCGUUCUCCUCAGUCGGCAAUGUACAGGAAGCCCUGGGGCAGAGACUUUCCUUGACGAAUGCGCGACCAUGAGCGUGACAACUUUCGCACUCAAGUGCGAUAUCAGUGAUGAAAGAGCAGUCAGUGAAGUCUUCCAGGAAGUACAGCGGCGGAUGCCUCCCAUCAAAGGAUGCGUCCAGGCAUCUAUGGUUCUCAAGUCUGCAAUGUUCGCGAAUAUGACCCUCGACCAAUGGAACGAAGCACUCCGCUCGAAGGUGCAAGGCUCGUACAAUCUCGAUCGCCACCUGUCAACCCAGCUUGACUUUUUCAUCCUCUUGUCGUCCGUGUCUAAAGUCGCGAUGAGACAGAAGGCAGUUUCGAUCGACCUGGGGAUUGUCGAAGGGGUUGGAUACACGGCCGAACAUGAGGGCGUGGGUUCUUUCAUGCGCUCUCUGGGCUUACAGCCCAUCCCUGAAGAAUAUCUCCUUUCCAUACUAAUAUAUUACUGCGAUUCCAAGCGUGAAAUCCGUCACCCUAGCGACGCCCAAAUAGUCGUUGGCAUCAUGGAUCAAGAUGAGAUGCAGCGAAGUGGACUUGUGCGCUCGCGAUUUUACUCGCGGCCAUUGUGGGAUCAUUUGCAGCGACGCAUGAACCCAACGCUUGGCGGGAGUAAGGUUGUUGCUGCUCAACGACCGAAUAAGAAGGGCCCCUCAUCGCUGAAACUCCCGAUUGCUGCGAGCGAUGAUACGCUUUCGUCUACUGUGGCAGGUGGCAGUCCAGACGCGGUUAGUCGGGCCAUCUGCGAAAGGGUUCCGGAUGUGCUUGCUAUCAACGCUGAUGAUAUUGCUCCAACGAAACCGUUGCAUAUGUACGGGGUGGACUCAUUGGUUGCGAUGGAAUUGCGGAGUUGA
Messenger RNA from Aspergillus eucalypticola CBS 122712, 2919 nucleotides. Its product is annotated as KR-domain-containing protein. NCBI's taxonomy places the organism in Eukaryota, Fungi, Ascomycota, Eurotiomycetes, Eurotiales, Aspergillaceae. Bases 1 to 2919 code for a protein of 972 amino acids. Gene Ontology annotation, molecular function: fatty acid synthase activity; oxidoreductase activity. The record is from RefSeq and is a predicted model, not a curated record. Gene Ontology annotation, biological process: fatty acid biosynthetic process; secondary metabolite biosynthetic process. The transcript is spliced from 6 exons.